Messenger RNA from Spodoptera frugiperda (fall armyworm), 2333 nucleotides. Its product is annotated as myb-related transcription factor, partner of profilin-like. The coding region runs from base 585 to 1445 and encodes 286 amino acids. NCBI's taxonomy places the organism in Eukaryota, Metazoa, Arthropoda, Insecta, Lepidoptera, Noctuidae. The transcript has 5 exons. Gene Ontology annotation, cellular component: nucleus. The record is from RefSeq and is a predicted model, not a curated record.
GGAUUAGGGAUAGUAAAUCUGGUGCAGGGGGCUUACUACCAUCUUUACGAAAACAUUCUUAUUAUAAGGAAGUUUUACUUCAAGCAUACAGUAUUAUUACUUUGAUUCGUACGCUGAUCGUCAAUUCGCAAUGAAAAUGUAUUCCUGCUAAGUGAUGUGAAAGAACGAAUGAAAUAUAAAAGUUUGUCUAUUCCCUGCUCCAACCUUAGAAAGAGACAACGCUAUAUAAAUGGUCGUAAAUUGUAUAGCACUGUCUCACACAUAUUUUUGUUCCGAAACUUAAGUUUAAGUUCAAAUGUUUAAUUAAAACACGAUUUAGAUGGAUGUUUUUGUGAAAUAAAUAUUUAAUGUAGGUGUUUUUGUUUGAAUCUACAAAAAUUGUGAAUUAUUUAAUUGUCAAAAAUAUAAAAUUCAAGCUUAUAAAUAAAAUGAAAUAUUUACAUACAUCAUGCUUCGGAAUCUAUUUGGAGAUUCGGACCACUGAAUUGUCGCGCUGCGCUGUCAAACUGACGUUGUUUAGUAGUGGGAUAUUUGAAACUUUGUUGCUUGUGAUUUAAUUAAAUUUUACAAAUUAAAUAAUAAAGAUGGAAACAAGCGGACGUGCUCGUCGAGUUUCGGGGCGUCAGCUCGACAUUCUCUGGGAGUUUUUAAUACAUAAUAAAGACAUCGCUUCGGCAUAUAAUAGAUCUCUGCAUGCGAAAGAAUACUCCCGGAGAAAAUGGACUGAGAUAGCGGCUACAUUAAAUGCAGAGGGUGAUGGAGCGCAUAAGGACUGGAAAGGCUGGUCUAAGUAUUGGGUGGACUAUAAGGCCAAAAUUAAAAGCAAAGUUGCAGCCUUACGUUCAUCCCAAACUAGGACUGGAGGUGGACCAUCCACAGAAAGGUGCCUGACUGACAUAGAGAAAAGAUUUCUUCAAAUUCUUGGAGAGGAUUUUGGUCACGGCAUCUCAGGUGUUCGUGUGGAACCAUUUCUAGAGCCUCUGGAGAGCGAUGAAGCUACUGAAACUGUCGACAGUCAGGAUUCCCCAGCCUCCCAAUCCAUUUUAACCAUGACCAUACCUUCAUUACAAAUACAUCCCCUUGUUCAAGAUUCACCAGUUGCCCCAGAUCCACCUUCUAUUGAAAUACUUCCGACUCUCACACUAUCACGACUGCCACACCCUGACACACCUCCACUUCCACCUCCACAUCCUGACACACCACCUCCACAUCCUGACACACCACUUCCACAUCCUGACACACCAGCAGCAGCAGCACGCUCUCCACGGCGCCGUCGCCUAAGACGCGAAGCGCCGAUGUCACAAGCGACCGCCAGACGCGCUAUUGUCCGCGCGGUAGAGCGCCAUACAAACGCAUUAGAGCAGCUAGUACAAAUAGGGCUUAGGGUAGAAAGGAUCUUGGGUGACGCGUUUCCCAGAGCCGUUGGACGAGAGAACUUCGCGUAAUAUGGCCCAGCUGCAAAGCUAGAUUAUUACCGCGUGGCUGUUCUCUCCCAUCAUGUUCCUGCUGUUGCGAUUGGUUCUCUUGAACCAUAUCUUCAUUGCUUAGUUGUGGCACAGGUACAUUAGCACUAUUGCAAAUGUUGUGUAAUAUAACACAAGCAUUUACUAUACGCCCUGCUACAUCUGGUGCAUAGUGCAGUACUCUGUGAACAAGUAAGCAACGAAAACGUGCCUUGAGAAGCCCAAUCGUACGUUCCACUAUAUUUCUUGCAUGAACAUGCAAAUCAGUGUAAAAUGCUUCGGGUGUGCCAGGUGCAGCAUCCAAUAUAGGUGUCAUCAUUGUCUUCCUUAGCGGGUAUCCAGAAUCACCUAAUAAAAAUUAAUAGUUUAAUAGUAGUAGUCAAUGCUAUAAUAUUAUCAUAUAAGAUGCUUAGUAUAAAUUUUGUAAUAAAUAUUGUGUAAAAUAAGAGUUGGUAUAUAAGUUUUUUAAACUGUUAUGGUCACUAACAUUAGAACUUAUAAUGACACAAAAACAAAUACAAAACAUUCAAAAUACAUGGUAAAUAUCCUAUUAUAAGUUCUAAGAUAAGAGUUACCUACUAACUCUGUCAUGUAACAUUUAAUUUUGCCAAAGAUUUUAUAGAAAAGCAGGAUGAUAAAAUUAUACACACCAAGAAACCAAAUAUUUUCUCUGUUGCUUAGUUCUUCUAAGUGUGCUUUUAGUGGAUGACUAGCCCAUAUAAAGGAAUCAUGAGUUGCACCACCAUGACUUGCAUCUACACUCAAUAUUUGCAUGUCUGCAUCACAAACCUGAAAAUGAUUUAUUAACAUUAGUCAUAAGUUUAUUGUACAUAGUCCUAGAACUAGUAAAUAAAAAGUAAUAUGAUUAAA